CUCAUCAUAUCAUUCACUUUUGUUCUCUUCCAUGGAGUCUUCUACUUCUCUUCUUCCUUCUCAAUGGUCUAAUCUUCCUUUAGAUAUACUUGAGUUGGUCUCAAAUCGUCUUGACCACGACGGCUCAUCAGACACCGUUGAUCUCAUCUGUCUCCGUUCUGUUUGCGCCACGUGGCGUCUCUUUCUUCCUCUUUCCGACAACAACAACAACAAAAACAACAGUCCUUUUUCAAAAUUCCCAAAGUAUCUUCCUUUUUGGUCAUCUUCUUCUUCAUCAACCUCUGGUUUCUUCAUUCUGAAACAGAGCAGUGUCUAUAAACUCGAAGCUCCAUUGAUGAAUCCGAGUACUUGGCUUGUUAAGCUUCAAGAGACAACAUCUCCUGGGAAAAUGCGAGUCUUGGAUCUCUUCUCAAACGACAGAAUCAGUUUCUUGCCUGAGAAGUUCCCGGAAAAUAUCGAUUUGCAAGAGUUUCAUGUGAGAUUGGUUCGUCGAGCUUACCGUAUGGAGUACGCAAACAAUGGUGGUGGUGAGAUGUCUUCUUGUUUCUGGUCACUGAACUCCGAGAAAGUUGUGAUUUUGUCUUCAGGGGAAAGCUCGAAGUCGGCGUUAAUGGCGAUUCACAGUGGUGGGAAAUUAGGGUUUUUGAAGAGUGGAAACGAAGAAAGAUGGAGGAUUUUGGAUCAUUCGUGGAAUGUGAUCUACGAGGACAUAAUAUUGUACAGAGAGGAGAACUGUUGCAUCGUUGUAGACGACAAGGGUAAAACCGUAAUUUACGAUUUGGAUUUCAAAGUUUCAGAUUUGGCUGAUGGUUUGGUCGGAGGAGGUGGUCAUAAGAAGCAUCUCGUGGAGCGUCCCGGCGGAGAAGUGCUUCUUGUUGACAAAUACGUGAAACACGUCUGGUCCAUAUCGGAGAAUUCGAAAUCUGCGGUGGAGUUUAGAGUUUAUAAGCUGAAGAGAGAAGAGAAGAGAUGGGAAGAGGUGAGAGAAUUGGGAGAUGUGGCUCUGUUUAUAGGAGAUGAUUGUUCUUACUCUGUUCAGAUUCCGGCCGGAGAUUUCGCCGGAGGUUGUAUUUUCUAUAAAGAUUAUAGGAAUGGAGGAAGAAGCAGAGGAGUAUGCUGUGACGGUGAUGGUCUCUUCAAUGUGGACUUUGAGAUGCAGGGUGAUUUUGUGUUUCCUAUAAAGCCCAAAUGUUUUGGCCCAUAAUGUGGAUUUGGACCUCCAAUUCUAUGGUUCAAUUUUUAAAAACAAUAAUUGCGUUUAAGCGCUAGUUGUAAUUGUUAUGCGCUAAUUGUGUCAUGUACAUA
Camelina sativa (false flax) is the source of this 1305-nucleotide messenger RNA. Lineage: Eukaryota; Viridiplantae; Streptophyta; Magnoliopsida; Brassicales; Brassicaceae. The record is from RefSeq and is a predicted model, not a curated record.